Messenger RNA from Salvelinus fontinalis (brook trout), 16168 nucleotides. RefSeq lists its product as uncharacterized. Lineage: Eukaryota; Metazoa; Chordata; Actinopteri; Salmoniformes; Salmonidae. The coding region runs from base 14044 to 14709 and encodes 221 amino acids. The record is from RefSeq and is a predicted model, not a curated record. The transcript is spliced from 3 exons.
AGUAAACAAACGGGUAAUAUGUUCUAACAGUAGUACAAUUAUUUAGUGGCAUAGCGAACGUGUGUCCUAUAUACAUGGGAGUACCGGUACAAAGUCAAUGUGUGGCUGCACCGGUUAGUUGAGGUAGUAUGUACAUGUGGGUAGAGUUAUUAAAGUGACUAUGCAUAGAUGACGACAACCGAGAGUAGCAGCGGUGUAAAGGGGGAGGGGGGGGGUAAGCCUUUUAAUUUUUUUAUAAUAAAAAAAAAAAUUCAGGUAGCCAUUUGAGUAGAUGUUCAGGAGUCUUGUGGCUUGGGGGUAGAAGCUGUUUAGAAGCCUCUUGGGCCUAGACUUGGCGCUCCGGUACCGCUUGCAGUGCGGUAGCAAAGAGAACAGUCUAUGACUAGGGUGUCUGAAGUCUUUGACAAUUCCUGGUAUAGAGGAAUGGUUUGCAAGUCCUGGUUUGCAAGCCCUGCCACAUCUGACGAGUGCCAGAGCCGGUGUAGUACGAUUCGAUCUUAGUCCUGUAUUGACGCUUUGCUUGUUUGAUGAUUCGUCGGAGGGCAUAGCAGGAUUUCUUAUAAGCUUCCGGGUUAGAGUCCCCCUCCUUGAAAGCGGCAGCUCUAGCCUUUAGCUCAGUGCGGAUGCUGUCUGUAAUCCAUGGCUUCUGGUUGGGGUAUGUAUGUACGAUCACUGUGGGGACGACAUCAUCGAUGCACUUAUUGAUGAAGCCAAUGGCUGAUGUGGUGUACUCCCGGAACAUAUUCCAGUCUGUGCUAGCGAAACAGUCCUUUAGCAUCUGCUUCAUCUGACCACUUUUUUAUUGAUCUAGUCACUGGUGCUUCCUGCUUUUAAUUUUUGCUUGCAAGCAGGAAUCAAGAGGAUAUAACUAUGUUCAGAUUUGCCAAAUGGAGGGCGAGUGAGAGCUUUGUAUGCGUCUCUGUGUGUGGAGUAUAGGUGGCCCAGCGAUUUCUUUUUUUUUUCUUCCCUUUGGUUCCACAUUUAACAUGCUGAUAAAAAUUUGGUAAACGGAUUUAAGUUUCCCUGCAUUAAAGUCCUUGGCUACUAGGAGCACCACCUCUGGGUGAGCGUUUUCUUGUUUGCUUAUGGUGGAAUAUAGCUCAUUCAAUUCUGUCUUAGUGCCAGCCUCUGACUGGUGGUAUGUGAACAGCUACGAGAAAUACAGAUGAAAACUCUAGGUAGAAAGUGUGGUCUACAGCUUAUCAUGAGAUACUCUACCUCAGGCGAACAAUAGCGCGAUACUUCAUUGGAUAUCGCGCACCAGCUGUUUUUUACAAAAAUACAUAGUCCGCCGCCCCAUGUCUAUCCUGCCGGAAUAGCGUGUAACCAGCCAGCUGUAUAUUGAUAGUGUCGACGUUUAGCCACGAUGCCGUGAAGCAAAAGAUGUUAGUUUUAAUGUCGCGUUGGUAGUUUAAUAUUCAGCGUAGCUCGUCGAUUUUAUUCUCCAUGUUUGCUAUCAGAAUGAAGGGAAGUGGGGGUUUAUUAGAUCGCCUACAAAUUCACGCAAAUCGCGGGGAUCUGGGCCUGUUCCCGAGAAAGCAGUAUAUCCUUCGCGUCGGGCUCGUCAGAGUCGUGAAAGGAAAAAAAUGAUUCUGCUUCGUAAAAUGUCUGCCUUCAUCUCCGGCGCCAUAACCCAGUGGUUAUCAUCUUGUGUUAUCAUACACAGUGUAACCCAGUGGUUUUCAUCUUUGUUAUCAUACACUGUAACCCAGUGGUUAUCAUCUUGUGUUAUCAUACAGGGUAAGCAUGCUCCUGAAGCUUUUCUGAUUGGUUCCUCAACGCUUUGGAAAGAAGAACUCAAUUAUAUUCAGCAUUAGAAAUGGACUGUCAAGUUUAGUCCUCCCACAACAUCAUAGAAAAAUGUACAUUAAUUCAAAUCUAUCUCUACGGUUCCCCAGAAGUUUAUUGGGUUGUGUUUGUACUAGCCAGUGGAGCACACAACAGGAUGUGGUCCCAGGUUAAAAAAGCAUCAGCUCUGUGUCUCUUGAACCACUCACUUCCUGCCUCUGGGCUAUGCAGUGUCUGUCAGCCGAGUGGUUCUGCACUGCUUCAACUCUUAACAUAGUGCAUUCGGAAAGUAUUCAGACCCUUCCACUUUUUCCAAAUUUUGUUACGUUACAGCCUUAUUCUAAAAUUAAUGAAAUUGUUUUCCCUCAUCAAUCUACACACAAUACCCCCCAUAAUGACAAAGCAAAAAUUUAGUUUUAGAAAUGUUUGCAAUUGUAUAAAGAAAUACAAACUGAAAUAUUACAUUUACAUAAGUAUUCAGACCCCAGGCUCCGUUCAUCUUUCCCUCGAUCCUGACUAGUCUCCCAGUCCCUGCCGCUGAAAAACAUCACCACUGCAUGAUGCUGCCACUACCAUACUUCACCGUAGGGAUGGUAUUGGCCAGGUGAUAAGCGGGGCCUGGUUUCCUCCAGAUAUGACGCUUAGCAUUCAGGCCAAAGAGUUCAAUCUUGGUUUCAUCAGACCAGAAAAUAUUGUUUCUCGUGGUUUGAGAGUCCUUUGGGGGCCUUUUGGCAAACUCCAAGCGGGCUGUCGUGUGCAUUUUACUGAGUGGCUUCCGUCUGGCCACUACUAUAAAGGCCUGAUUGGUGGAGUGUUGCAGAGAUGGUUGUCCUUCUGGAAGGUUCUCCACAGAGGAACUCUAGAGCUCUGUCAGAGUGACCAUCGGAUUCUUGGUCAUCUCCCUGACCAAGGCCCUUCUCUCCCGAUUGCUCAAUUUGGCCGAGCAGCCAGCUCUAGGAAGAGUCUUGGUGGUUCCAAACUUCAUCCAUUUAAGAAUUAUGGAGGCCACUGUGUUCUUGGGGACCGUCAAUGCUGCAGAAAUGUUUUGGUACCCUUCUCUAGAUCUGUGCCUCAACACAAUUCUGUCUCGGAACUCUAUGGACAAUUCCUUCAACCUCAGGGCUUGGUUUUUUCUCUAUCAUGCACUGUCAACUGUGGGACCUUAUAUAGUCAGGUGUGUGCCUUAACAGGAACGAGUUUGGGAAAUCCUGAUACAACUGAUAUCAAUUGCUCGUUAGAGUGCGAGCUGCUUUUAUAAGAGUUGGUAUUUAUUAGCAGAAUCACUAUGUCCAGUUAGAUUCAGCCACUCUGUGGUCAUUGGACUGUAUGCAUCUGUGAACCUUGAACUUCAAAUUUUAUUUGUCACAUACACAUGGUUAGCAAAUGUUAAUGCGAGUGUAGCGAAAUGCUUGUGCUUCUAGUUCCGACAAUGCAGUAAUAACCAACGAGUAAUCUAACCUAACAAUUCCACAACAACUACCUUAUACACACAGUGUAAAGGAAUGAAAGAAUAUGUACAUACAAAUAUAUGAAUGAGUGAUGGUACAGAACGGCAUAGGCAAGAUGCAGUAGAUGGUAUUGAGUACAGUAUAUACAUAUGAGAUGAGUAAUGUAGGGUAUGUAAACAUUAUAUGAAGUGGCAUUGUUUAAAGUGGCUAGUGAUACAUUUUUUUACAUACAUUUUUACAUUAUUAAAGUGGCUGGAGUUGAGUCAGUAUGUUUGCAGCAGCCACUCAAUGUUAGUGGUGGCUGUUUAACAGUCUGAUGUCCUUAAGAUUUAAGCUGUUUUUCAGUCUCUUGGUCCCUGCUUUGAUGCACCUGUACUGACCUCGCCUUCUGGAUGAUAGCGGGGUGAACAGGCAGUGGCUCCGGUGGUUGUUGUCCUUGAUGAUCUUUAUGGCCUUCCUGUGACGUCGGGUGGUGUAGGUGUCCUGGAGGGCAGGUAGUGCCCCCGGUGAUGCGUUGUGCAGACCUCACUACCCUCUGGUGAGCCGUACGGUUGUGGGUGGAGCAGUUGCCCUACCAGGCGGUGAUACAGCCCGACAGGAUGCUCUCGAUUGAGCAUCUGUAAAAGUUUGAGUGCUUUUGGCGACAAGCCAAAUUACUUCAGCCUCCUGAGGUUGAAGAGGCGCUGCUACGCCUUCUUCACCACACUGUCUGUGUGGGUGGACCAAUUCCGUUUGUCCGUGAUGUGUUCGCCGAGGAACUUAUAACUUACUACCCUCUCCACUAUUGUCCCGUCGAUGUGGUUUGGGGGGUGCUCCUUCUGCUGUUUCCUGAAGUCCACGAUCAUCUCCUUUGUUUUGUUGACGUUGAGUGUGAGGUUAUUUUUCUGACACCACAAUUCGAGGGCCCUCACCUCCUCCCUGUAGGCCGUCUCGCCGUUGUUGGUAAUCAAGCCUACCACUGUAGUGUCGUCUGCAAACUUGAUGAUUGAGUUGGAGGCGUGCAUGGCCACGCAGUCGUGGGUGAACAGGGAGUACAGGAGAGGGCUCAGAACGCCCCAGUGUUGAGGAUCAGCGGGAUGGAGAUGUUGUUACCUACCCUCACCACCUGGGGGCGGCCCGUCAGGACGUCCAGUACCCAGUUGCACAGGGCGGGGUCGAGACCCAGCGUCUCAAGCUUGAUGACGAGUUUGGAGGGUACUAUGGUGUUAAAUGCUGAGCUGUAAUCGAUGAACAGCAUUCUCACAUAGGUAUUCUUCUUGUCCAGAUGGUUUAGGGCAGUGUGGUUGCGAUUGCGUCGUCUGUGGACCUGUUGGGGUGGUAAGCAAAUUGGAUUGGGUCUAGGGUGUCAGGUAGGGUGGAGGUGAUAUGGUCCUUGACUAGUCUCUCAAAGCACUUCAUGAUGACGGAAGAGAGUGCUACGGGGCGGUAGUCGUUUAGCUCAGUUACCUUAGUGUAACGGAUGUGAAAUGGCUAGCUAGUUAGCGGGUACGCGCUAGUAGCGUUUCAAUCAGUUACGUCACUUGCUCUAAAAACUAGAUGUAGUGUUGCCCCUUGCUCCGCUGUGGGCGACCGUUGUUGAUGUGUGCAGAGGGUCCCUGGUUUGCGCCCGGGUAUGGGCGAGGGGACGGUUUAAAGUUAUACUGUUACAUUGAUGCUGUUUACCCGGAUCACUGGUUGCUGCGGAAAAGGAGGAGGUUGAAAGGGGGGUGAGUGUAACGGAUGUGAAAUGGCUAGCUAGUUAGCGGGUACGCGCUAGUAGCGUUUCAAUCAGUUACGUCACUUGUUCUGAAACCUAGAUGUAGUGUUGCCCCUUGCUCUGCAAGGGCCGUGGCUUUUGUGGAGCGAUGGGUAACGACGCUUCGUGGGUGACUGUUGUUGAUGUGUGCAGAAGGUCCCUGGUUCGCGCCCGUGUCGGGGCGAGGGGACGGUUUAAAGUUAUACUGUUACAUUAGCUUUCUUGGGAACAGGAACCUCUUGAAGCAUGUGGGAACAGCAGACUGGGAUAAGGAUUUAUUGAAUAUGUCCGUAAACACACCAGCCAGCUGGUCUGCGCAUGCUCUGAGGACCCGGCUGGGGAUGCCGUCUGGGCCUGCAGCCUUGCGAGGGUUAACACGUUUACAUGUUUUACUCACGUCGGCUGCAGUGAAGGAGAGUCCGCAGGUUUUGGUAGCAGGCCGUGUCAGUGGCACUGUAUUGUCCUCAAAGCGAGCAAAGAAGUUGUUUAGUCUGUCUGGGAGCAAGACAUCCUGGUCCGCGACGGGGUUGGUUUUCUUUUUGUAAUCCGUGAUUGACUGUAGACCCUGCCACAUACCUCUCGUGUCUGAGCCGUUGAAUUGCGACUCUACUUUGUCUCUAUACUGACGCUUAGCUUGUUUGAUUGCCUUGCGGAGGGAAUAGCUACACUGUUUGUAUUCGGUCAUGUUUCUGGUCACCUUGCCCUGAUUAAAAGCAGUGGUUUGCGCUUUCAGUUUCGCUCGAAUGCUGCCAUCAAUCCACAGUUUCUGGUUGGGGAAUAUUUUAAUUAACGCUGUGGGUACAACAUCACCGAUGCACUUGCUAAUUAACUCGCUCACCGAAUCAGCAUAUUCAUCAAUGUUGUUGUUUGACGCAAUGCGGAACAUUUCCCAGUCCACGUGAUCGAAGCAAUCUUGAGGCAUGGAAUCAGAUUGGUCGGACCAGCGUUGAACAGACCUGAGCGCGGGAGCUUCCUGUUUUAGUUUCUGUCUAUAGGCAGGGAGCAACAAAAUGGAGUCGUGGUCAGCUUUUCCGAAAGGAGGGCCCGGGAGUGCCUUAUAUGCGUUGCGGAAGUUAGAAUAACAAUGAUCCAGGGUUUUACCAGCCCUGGUCUGCUUGGGGGGAAUAUAUGCGGCUGUGAUUAUAAUCGAAGAGAAUUCUCUUGGUAGAUAAUGCGGUCGGCAUUUGAUUGUGAGGAAUUCUAAGUCAGGUGAACAGAAGGACUUGAGUUCCUGUAUGUUGUUAUGAUCACACCACGUCUUGUUAAUCAUAAGGCAUACCCCCCCGCCCUUCUUCUUACCAGAAAGAUGCUUGUUUCUGUCGGCGUGAUGCGUGAAGAAACCAGCUGGCUGUACCGACUCCGAUAGCGUGUCUCGAGUGAGCCAUGUUUCCGUGAAGCAAAGAACGUUUCAGUCUCUGAUGUCUCUCUGGAAUGCUACCCUUGCUCAGAUUUCAUCUACCUUGUUGUCAAGAGACUGGACAUUGGCGAGUAGUAUGCUCGGGAGCGGUGCGCGAUGUGCCCGUCUCCGGAGCCUGACCAGAAGACCGCUUUGUCUUCCCCUUUUACGGCUUCGUUGUUUUGGGUCGCUGGCUGGGAUCCGAUCCAUUGUCCUGGGUGGUAGGCAAAACAGAGGAUCCACUUCGGGAAAGUUGUAUUCCUGGUCGUAAUGUUGGUGAGUUGACGUUGCUCUUAUAUCCAAUAGUUCCUCCCGACUGUACGUAAUAAAACCUAGACUACCUGGGGUAACAAUUGUCGUGGCAAUUUCCUGUAUUGCCAAAUGAGGAGAGUUACAAACCACACACCAGUCAGUUAUACUUAAACUUCAUCUUUAAUAAUGUGAGCUUUACCAUAGCCCUGUGACUUUCAACAAUUCACUUUCUAUAAUGAAUUGUUGAGAGUCCUAACAUAAUGGCAACUGAGAUAUUUUAUAGCAAAGAUACACCCCUCUCAACUUACAUGACGAACCACAGAUCUUUAGGAACUCUUCACAAAGGGCCUUUUACUUGAGAAAGGAGUAUCCCAUAGCCAGAUAGCAUUAGCUAUAAAUUAUCGCUCAGUUUGGUCUCUAAAUCGAGGUUCUAAUCUCGUUCCUGGUACUUCAUAGUACCAAAACAUUACCUCAUCCAAGGCAUAACUCAAUUGUCAACUCUUAUAUACUCCUAUCUCAAGUAAACCCCCUCUUCUCCCCACUCCUAGACAAGCUCACUGAGGGGAGUGACUUGCACACAGACAUUGUGGAGCCAAGAGAUAAUUGGUUCCCCCUUAAUCAUGCCAUCCCUUCUAACAGAUACAUUCACAUAUGAAGACAAUGUUCCAUUCUGUCCUCUUCCCUUUCUGAUAUUCUGCAUAGCACCAGGGACAUGUGAAAGACAAGCCUGACCUCUCCCCUCUCUGGGCCCCAAGUGACUGAGCCCUAGCUGAGAAGGAAAAAGUGCAACUGCCAACAGUAUAGUCCAAAAGGAUACAUUCUAAUGACAAGUAUCUCACAUAAGCAUAUUAUAUAAAUAAAACAUCUUAUUUAUCUAUGUUACCCAACUAAUUCUGAUUCAUCUGCCACACAAUGUAAGAAAUAACACGUAAAAAAACAAAAUACUGCAUAGUUUCCUAGGAACGCAAAGCGAGGCGGCCAUCUGUCGGCGCCUGAAUUUGACUUUGCACAUACAGUAUGUUAAUUGGUGGGUUGCUUUAGUGACAUCAACCCUCCAUUGUUGUACAAAUCAAUUCCAUAGAAUAUUUUCUUGUGUCUAUUUUCAAAGGAUAAAGCUAAGAGCUGUUGUGGAAAUUCUUACACAGGGACACUCAAAGUCAAUCUUAAAUGAAUCAUACUUUUUUGUCAGCAAAGCUGGAGAGGUCGUAGUCAAACUUAGAUGCAUAAAGUACCGGUCUGAAGUGAGCUCUAACAGGGCAGUCCCGUUAGUUCCCUUAUAUACUGACAAGUUAUAUUUGCAUGAUGUAGCUUAUUCAUCAUUCAUAAUUAAUGUUUGCUUCAUUCAUGUGACGAUCAAAUACUGGGUCAUGCAUGUGACAGACCAACACCCCACAAGGCUUCUUCUCUCUAAGCUGAGACCUUGAAACUGAGAUAUCCCUUUCUCUAAACAAGGUUCUAGGCGUACUGCCAAAUUGCAGAUACUGACAGUGAGGAUUCGUUCAAUCAGUCACUUGCAUGAACACAGAAAUUGGUUUAUAGAAAAGCACAAACAUAACACACAAAUUUGUUAUUAGAAAAGCACAAACAUACACAUUUCCAUAACAUUCCAUUCUCUUAUCACUUGUGUGAUGAUAAUCAUUACAUUUUAAUGUAAGCAUUUAGAUUUUAGCUUCUAUAUCAUAAUAUUCUAUACUCCUAUUAAAGUUAGGGAAAUCAACGCAGAAAAAAACAGCCACUUCAUAAUUUCAAACCCUUCAUUCUGGGUUAUACAAUCUAAAUAGUAUGGUAAUACAAUUUUUUAUUUAACUAGGCAAGUCAGUUAAGAACAAAUUAUUAUUUACAAUGACAACCUAGGAACAGUGGGGUAACUGCCUUGUUCAGGUGCAGAAUAAUUUUUUUUUUUACCUUGUCAGCUCGGGGAUUCGAUCUAGCAACCUUUCAAACAGGGAUUCCAACCAAGUUGCAGGCGUCCACUCUGGUUGUGGGGAAUUAUUCUUAGCAACAGUGGCAAUGUAUUCGGCGAGAUCAGUCAUAUUAGAAGAGUGAUCUGGGACAAAAGUACAACAUUCAUCGCCAAUGAUUGCACAAGUGCCCUCUUGACCUGCCAAAAUAUAGUCAAGAGCCUCUCUGUUUUGCAGAGAUAAUUUACGCAAUUCUUUUAGCAUUGCCAAUUUUCUCUAUGUCUCUAGAGAUCUCCCGAAUUUGGCCUAGAGCACAUGCAUAACUUUCACAGGGAAGAGAGAGAACACAUGUUAUAACAGUUUCACACCAACCUUGAUAAGAAUGGGAUUGGGGCAAGGUUAGCCCAAGCUACAAUCUAGUGGCUCUCCUCACAAUUUAGGGGUAUAGCUCUGUCUCUACAAGCCUCUCCUUCCCAUAUCAUAAUUAUAAAUAUUGAUAAAUUAUCCAACCCAAAUUUAGAAUGACAGUCCUUAGUGCUUCACAUUGGUUCUAUCACUUUAAUUUAAGACCCUCAUCAAUAAAUCAAACAGAGUAUUAACCACUAACAAAUAUUAAUUAACAGGUGGGUUGUGUGUGGGUGCUGGCAUGGUGCCCCCUUGUAUAUAGAUUCCUUGCCCGCUAUAAUUACCAUUCUAUAUUAACAGCUGGAUCCGGGUACCUUUAACUGCUCUCCUAAGGCACUUGCCUUGGGAAUCCUUUCAAAGGGAGAGAUACAGAAUCAUUGAUAAACGUAGAAAAAAAACUUGAUAGACACAUCACAUGAUACAGUGUCCCGUCAAGCUGAAUAGGCACCUUCUAAAGUAAACAAACCCAGAGCCCCUCUCUUGUAAUCAUUGUCAUUUCGACCUGUUGCGUUGACAUACAAUUCCAUACAAACUAUCCCUGGGACAUAAACUUAGUCACAAUUUAAAACCUGUUGAACAAAUCUGCUAGGACCUUCAAAAAGUUGGUGCUGGCUUAUCAGCACAAUAUUCGGUACUAAAACAUUUACUUGGAUCUACUUCUUCUGGACACAGUUCCAGGUAAUGGAAACAUAUUGUUGUUUUAGAUCACAUUACCCACUUAAAUCACUGGACACAGUUCCAGGUAAUGGAAACAUAUUGUUGUUUUAGAUUACAUUACCCACUUAAAUCACUGGACACAGUUCCAGGUAAUGGAAACAUAUUGUUGUUUUAGAUUACAUUACCCACUUAAAUCACUGGACACUGUUCCAGGUAAUGGAAACAGAUUACUGUUUUAGAUGACAUUACCUUCUUACUUUAAUCCCUGGUGCUACCCAUACUAUAGAAUUGAGUAAUACAUUGUCAAAAACGUGUCUUAUUCAAUUAUUCAUACCUCUGUCCCAAAUUUCCCCACUGUGUCUCGUACAGCCUAUUUGAGUUCAGUGUGUACUGGUAGCUAUUGUUCCACAGGAAGCUGAUCUCUAACCCAAACAACAGAUCACUUAAACACAAGAGCAAUGGACCAGGCCUUGAAGAGUGAGCAGCCUCUAAUUUAAUAUCAGUCCCAAUGCUCAAUCCCUUUGUCUUAUUACUUGAAAUUACUAAAAUAUUGCAUUAUUGGAGUGCUAUCUGAAAGCCAAUUACUAUUCACGUUGUUACUUUCACUAGUCUCCGUAUCUGUUUCUUUCUUUCCCAAUAGGAAGAUCUUCUCAAUCACUUUGUUAAUACACACAGAUCACUCUCAAACAACAUUCUGCUUUUCCCCCUCUUGCAAGGUUUAAAACAAAACAAACAUGAUAACCUUCUCCAUAUUGGAAGGCAUUGAUUUCAUUUUAGUCUACCCUAACAAUGUUAGUCUAUAUAUUUAUUUCACUUUCUGCUUCACACUUAUUAAAUGUCUAUUUUAAGCUUCGUAUGUAAUAUGCCAAAUGUAUAAAAUAUAUUGGUCAAUUUAGAAGGGGAGAGAUAAACAGUUUUUAUAACUAGGCUAGCACGGCACUGUCAUUGGAAUGUUCUAUCCAUAAGGUUUCUGGCACUUGAGACAAAAUAGACUGGGAGGCAGUGUCAGACCCCCAGUCAUCCUGGGGCACUGGUUCAAUUUGCCUGCUUACUCAUUGGUUUAAUAUCUCAUCGUUUGGGAUAUCAACAAAAAUCAGGAGUACAAUCAAUUGUAGCCUUAAGUUUAGUUAAUAGAAAAUCAUGUUCAACAUUCAUUGGUUCUAUUUCUAGUUUUAUUGGUUAGGGGUAAGUCAAGUCCCAUACAAUGCUUUAACCUUAUCACACCUCAAAUUAUCCAAAAAGGGACCACUCUGAACAUUUCUCAUAAUACUUUUUACACCACUUACAUACGUCUACGUGUGGGUGUGCAAAUUGUAUAUAUAUUUGUUUCUAUUGUUACAUCUCUAGUAACCCAUUAUACUCAAUAUUAUGUUACUUUAUCUCUAAAGUUUCAAUCUCUUAAUAUCCACAUUUCAAUCAAUCUUAUUAUCCAAAUUUCAAUCAGCUUAAUUUGUCGUAUCUCACAAUCACGCAUCUUUCACAUCGACUUUCACUUUCACAAAAUCACUCCCUAAAAACAAAAUCCUAUGGAACAAUCCUUGGAUAGCUUUUCAGAAUGCACAGAUAAAUUGGUCAACAUGGACAACUAGGUGAAGGAUUUUUUAAACUAACAAAAGGAGUUCUACAAGCAGUUGUUACAAAAAUAACAAAAUAGCUUGAAGUGUUUUGUCCAAUUACUGGUGGAGUAAACUAAUAAAAUAAUGCAUGACCUGAUCAGAGAGGUCCAGGACCUGAAGAACAGUUUGCAGUUCUCCCAGGGUCCUCUUGAUGAGUUUAAACAGGAGAACGGCAAGAUGAUAGCAAUCUGUAAAUCACUGAGAGAGGACAUCAAUUCUCUGUAUGAAUCCAUGAUAACAAUAACAGAUAAACCAGAUUAUCUCGAGGUACAAUCAAGACGGAACAACUAGGUUGUGGACGGAAUUGCAGAAUCUCCACGAGACCUGGAGGGAGUCUGAGGACAAAGUGAGGGAAGUGAUCUCAUAGAAAUUGAAAAUGGACCAGCGGAAGAUUGAGGUGGAGCGCGCCAACAGAACUGGAAAUCCCACCACCGGUCCAGGUGACAUGCCCAGGCCGAGGUAGCUGUUCUGUAAGGUAGUUGUUCUAGAAAGAACCAAGAACUUGAGAGGAAUGUAUAUCUUCCUCAACAAGGACUAUCCUGAAGCUAUGCGCCAGAAGAGAAAAGACCUUAUCCCAACCAUGAAAGCUGCCAGAGCGCGUGUGGACAUAGCUUACAUCCGCUAUGACAGGCUCAUUGUCCAUCCUCCGUCCCAAAAAUGCCUGGAAGGGAUGAGAGAACCAAGACUGUAGGUUCAUAGCUUUAACCUCGCAGCACACACCACACUUUCACACACCAAUUGAUUAAUGAACUGCUGAAUGAAUAUUUUUUUCUCUUGCUUUAUCUCUGAUAAGCUACCCAGGAAAGGGCUGAAAAUAGCCCAUAUUAAUAUAUGUAACCAUAGAAAUAAGGUUCAUAUAUUAGCCAUUUCUGAGACUCACUUAGAUAAUUCAUUUGAUGAUACAGCAGUAGCAAUACAAGGAUAUACCAUCUAUAGAAGAGGCAGAAAUGCUGUAUAUAUUCAGAGCCAUAUCCCUGUAAUGCUUAGAGAAGCUCAUAUGUCAAGUGUUAUUGAAGUGUUGUGGUUUCAGGUUCACUUGGCACAUUUAAAGCCUUUUCUGUUGGGGUGUUGCUAUAGGCCAACAAGUGCUAACAGUCAGUAUCUAAAUAAUGUGUGAAAUGCUUGAUAGUGUAUGUGAGGUAAACAGAGAGGUCUACUUUCUUUAUUGACUGGUUUUCAUCAAGCUGCCCACUCAAGAGGAAGCUUCUUACUGUAACCAGUGACUGUAAUCUGGUUCAGGUUAUUAAUCAACCUACCAGGGUGUUUACAAACACUACAGGAACAAGAUCAUCCACAUGUAUUGAUCACAUUUGUAUAACUUUGUUCUAAAGCUGUAUCUGUACCCCUUGGAUGCAGUGAUCACAAUAUAGUGGCUAUAUCCAAGAAAGCCUAAGUUCCAAAAGCUGGGCCUAAAAUUGUGUAUAAGGGAUCAUACAAAAGAUUUUGCUGUAGAUGAUGUAAAAAAUAUUUGUUUGCAAGUCAGUUAAGAACAAGUUCUUCUUUACAAUGAUGGCCUACAAGGGAACAUUGGGUUAACUGCUUUGUUCAGGGACAGGUAGACAGAUUUUUUAACCUUGUCAGCUCAGAGAUUCGAUCCAGCAACCUUUCCCCUGGCCCAACACUCUAACCACUAGGCUACCUACCGCUCUAAAAUGAAUAAGGAGCAUCCAGAUGCUGCACUUGAUGAAUUUAUGAAAUUGCUUCUUACAAUUAUUGAUAAACAUGCACCUGUUAAGAAACUGACUGUUUGAACUGUUGAGGCUCCAUGGAUUGAUGAGGAAUCGAAAACCGUUAUGGUUGAAAGAGAAGAGGUAAAAGGAGUGGCUAAUACGUCUGGCUGCACAUCUGAUACUCAUGUAGCUACCCUGCACACCAGCUGCCAAACCUUCAAUCUGCACUACAGCUAAAGUACACAGAACACUACAGCUUCCUCUUUCUAUGUAUAUUUGGGUGCACACUUUACUUGCUUAUCACCCCUUGCAACAUUUCCCCUCCACCCUGCUUGAGUUAGUGGGUUGGUUUAUCUAUCAAUUAUCAAUUGUCAUUGCAAAUAAGAAUUUGUUCCUAACUGACUUGCCUGGUUAAAUAAAGGUUAAAUAUAUAUUUUUUUUUAAAUAAAGUCAUCUCUGCCCUUCGCUCUGUCUCUCUCGCUCUCUCUGUCUCUCUCGCUCUCUCUGUCUCUGUCUCUCUCUCUCUGUCUCUCUCUAUCUGUCUCUCUCUAUCUGUUUCUCUCUGUCUUUCUCUCUCUGUCUCAGUGUUGUAAUGAUGUGCAAAUAGUUAAAGUACGAAAGGUAAAAUAAAUAAACAUAAAUAUAGGUUGUAUUUACAAUGGUGUUUGUUCUUCACUGGUUGCCCUUUUCUUGUGGCAACAGGACAGACAUCUUGCUGAUGUGAUUGCACACUGUGGUUUUUCACCCAAUAGAUAUGGGAGUUUAUCAAAAUUGGGUUUGUUUUUCAAAUUCUUUGUGGGUCUGUGUAAUCUGAGAGAAAUAUGUGUCUCUAAUAUGGUCAUACAUUCGGCAGGAGGUUCUCUCUGUCUCUGUCUCUCUGUGUUUCUCUCUCUCCACCCACAUUAUAUCCCCUCUCGCUCUAUUUCUUACACGCCUAUCUUUAAGUUUCUGUGUCCCCUCUCUUGUUUAAAAAAGUGCCACCACUAACACCUGCCUCGUUGGGUCUGUCUCUUUUGAAACCAUCGUUCAGACUGUUCAUUUUAUAGCAACACAUUGAUCCAGUCAUUAAUAAAUCAAUGUAUGGAUCACCUCCAAUUGAAAGGAAAUAAACUGGAUCUCCACCACAGCAGUGAGCAAAGAUUUCUUCAACUUUUCUGCGAACUAUUUGAAGAGGCAUGACUACUUACGAUCCAGAAAUCAAAGACCAAACCACCUCCUCCUUUGUCGUCUUGACUGUCUUCUUCAUCCUGUUCACCCUCGUUGCCCUCCUGGUCGUUCUGUACAUGUGGCUAAACCGCCAGACUAAUGGCCAGUACACAGUCCACCAACUGGUCCUUGGGGAGGGUGGGGCCAGGGACCGGGUGAGGGGCGGGGUCCAAGUCCUGGAGGUGUGGUUCAGGCGUCGCCUUUGGCCUCUCAGUGAGGAUGAGGAGACUGUAGGAGAGGAGGAACAGAGAGACGAAGAGGAGGAUGUAGAGAGAGUGAGUGAGGGAGGGGAAAGUGAGGGGGAGGGGAAGAAGGAGGAGGGGGAUAAGGAGAAGGGGGGUGAGAGGGAGGGCCGAGUGGACGACUCUUCGGAUGACUACUCCAGUGCGGAGGGCUGUGGCCUGACGGAGAGAGUGAAGGUCAUGGACGCGAAGAAGGAGAGGAGAGAGUGUGAGGGGAAGAGAGAGGAGAAUAUGGAGGAAAAGGGGGAUAGCAAAGGUGAUGAGGGAGCAGCGGGAGGAGAAGAAAGUGGACGGGGAGGUUUGCUGAUACACCUGCAUCAGUACUCUGGUAGUGCUAUCUGGUCUGAAGAUUAUGAGGGAGGCAAAGACAACAAGGAUGUGACUGCAUUGUGAGGAAAGGAUCAGAAAGGGGAAAGAGUUCCAUAAUACAUUUGUGUACAGUAAUAGCGCUUGACAGAACAUUGGCUACUUGUCAUCAUCACCAUCAUCAUCAUCGUCAUAAUUGUAAACCUUACAAACCAGUGAUAUAACAAUCAAGGCAGAGAGCAACAGAGAGUGUACUAAAUCAAUCCAAUUAUCAAAGUGACUGACAAGAGCAACAAUUGCAGCUUGAAUACAUGAAGCUAUAUUAAUGUAUUUUAGAUAUAAAAUCUCAUUUUUAAACGGUUUGGGAGUUUUGGGGUUUGCACUGUUUCUAUGAGAUGAUUUGUAUUGUAAAUAUUUGUGUUCUGUAUAUUUUAUGAAUUGAAUAGCUAUUUAGAUAGGCCUGCCCAACCUUCUUCCUGGAGAUCUACUGUCCUGAAGGUUUUCAGUCCAAUCCUAAUUUAGCAUAUCUGAUUCAGCUAGUUAAGGUAUUGUUGAGCAGCUAAUUAGUAGAAUCAGGUGUGUUAAAUUAGGGUUGGACUGAAAACCCAUAGGACGUUAAUCUCCAGGAAGAGGGUUGUGCAGCCCAGGCCUAUGGCUUGACUUUGUGCUAUACUGUUUCAUGUAUUUUGUGCAUUAUGUUUAUUUCCAGAGAAAUCCAUGUAGUGAAUUGGAGCCUCUGCCACAGUCAGAGAGCCAUAGGCCAACCAUUUCAUUGAUUUGCAUGUGACAAUUUUUUAUUUUCUGAUACAACUUAAAGGCCCAGUGCAGUCAAAAUGAUGUUUCGCUUAUGUUUUGUAUGAUGUUGUACAGCAACUGAUGAAACAAACACUGUAAAAGUGUGAACAUAUUUGAUCAGUGUUAUUCCUGAUAGUUGCUGGUUGAAAAUACAAUCUACACAGGGCCUUUACAUUUUUAUUUUUGAUGAGAGACUGUUACAGAGGAGUGUAAAUGUUUUUUUUUAGGCUGGAACAUGUUGUUGAAUUGUAUUGUUGUAUGUUAUAAUUGUAUAAUGUAUUGAUUGUUGCUGCCUUUUUGGCCAGGUCUCCAUUGAAAAAGAGGGUCUUAAUGUGCUUUUCCUGGUUAAAUAAAGGUUAUUAAAAACAUUUUUUUAAAUCAGCAGGUUUGCAUGGCAUUCCCCUCCCACUCAGACCACUCCCUGACAGUCCUAGCAAAAUUCUUGCUUGAGAAAUAUUUUUCUGCAAAAAGGCUAUUUCUGUCCAUUUGAAUGAGAAACUAUUAUAGUAAAGGUUCUUAAUUGUUACCCAGAAGUCAUUUGAUAUUGAUAUAAUAACGGUUGCAUGAGGCUUUUAAGUGUUUGCGCUGAUGUGAUUAUAUUGUCUGUUUCCUUUUCUUAAAACUGCAUUGUUGGUUAAGGGCUUGUAAGCAAGCAAUUCACUGUUGUAUUCGGCGCAUGUGACAUAUCAUAUUUGAUUUGAUUCGAUUUGAUAGUUAUACUGUUGAAAUAAAAAAAUAUUUUCCAAAUUAC